UGAAUAAGAAGCUGGCUGAAUAAGAAACAACUUCAGCCUGGUUGAGGAGGGGGAGGAGGAGGGGCGAGGAGCUGGGCUGCACUGGAAGUCACAGGCACACAGCACAGAUAGCAGAGGCGGAGAAGGCUCAGUGCAGCCGUAGACAUCACAAGAGGUCACCGCAGCCUGAGGGAAGAAGCCCGGGAGGACGACGAGUCAGCGAGCGGCCCCAGCAUUCUGCAGGCUCCGGCCAAUGGAAGCCACACAGCAACUAACUUAAGAGGCUUCUCCCAAACUCUGCCGCCAACUUCUCCAAUGAGCCAGAAGGCAGCGGCUCUUGUCUUCUUCAGGCGGAUGGGUGAGCUCUUCCUGCCGGGCUGUGUAAGGAGGAGAUAUGAUGAAGAAGACCACUAACAAGAACCACAUCAGCCACCAUGCCCCCAAUAACAACGUGCACGGCUCCCCUAAUAACAGGGGCUGGCUCCCCAGGUUGUCUCCCCGCUGUUCCCUACGAGACUAUGGCUUCUGCAUGGCAACUCUGCUGCUCUUCUGCCUGGGCUCCCUGUUCUACCAGCUGAACGGAGGACCCCCCCAAAUCCUGCUGGAUCUGCGCCUCUACCUGGGUAACUCUACUUUCUUGGAUGACCAUGGUCCCCCUUCCCCAAAGGAACUGCCUUUUCCCAGUCAAGUUGUGUAUAACAGAGUUGGAAAAUGUGGAAGCAGGACUGUUGUUUUACUACUACGAAUUCUGUCAGAGAAACAUGGAUUCAAUUUGGUGACUUCUGACAUUCAUAAUAAAACCCGGCUGACCAAAAGCGAACAGAUGGAGUUGAUAAGAAAUGUUAGCACAGCUGAGCAACCCUAUUUAUUUACCCGACAUGUUCACUUCCUUAAUUUCUCCAGAUUCGGCGCAGAGCAGCCAGUGUAUAUCAACAUAAUUAGAGAUCCUGUGAAUAGAUUUCUUUCCAAUUACUUUUUUCGCCGGUUUGGAGACUGGAGAGGAGAACAAAAUCACAUGAUCCGUACCCCAGGCAUGAAAGAAGAGGAAAGGUACUUGGAUAUCAAUGAGUGUAUUUUGGAAAAUUAUGCUGAGUGUUCCAAUCCAAGAUUAUUUUACAUUAUUCCGUAUUUUUGUGGACAACAUCCCAAAUGCAGGGAUCCUGGGGAGUGGGCCUUGGAGCGUGCAAAGCAGAAUGUUAAGGAAAACUUUCUUCUUGUUGGAAUUCUGGAGGAGCUUGAAGAUGUGCUGCUUUUGUUGGAAAGAUUUUUACCUCAUUACUUCAAGGAUGUCAUGAGCAUUUACAAAAAUCCAGAACACAGAAAGCUUGGAAAUCUGACAGUAACGGUGAAGAAAACGUUUCCAUCCCCCAACGCUCUACAAGUUCUCUACCAGCGCAUGAAAUAUGAAUAUGAUUUUUAUCACUAUGUCAAAGAACAGUUCCACUUGCUGAAGCGAAAAUUUGGGCUUAAAUCACAUGUUAAAGCCAUACCCAGUCAAGAAAUGUCUGUCCCAGUACCCAUCCCUAUGGAAACAGAGGAACCUAUAGAAGAUGAGGAGGAGCAAGAUAAGUGGUUAGAGGACAUUUACAAAAGAUGAUACCCCGGCGGUAGCCUCACAGCUAUAAAUCUAGAUCAAUUUCUUAAGCUUUUUUUUGUUAUUAAAAAAAAUUCUUAAGGAACAUUGUUAAUGCUGAACUGCAUUAACUCUUUCCCACAUGUUGGGUAUUAGGGGAAUACUUCUGCCCGAUUUUGCGGGUUGUGUUUACUUUGAUUUUUAUGUUAAUUGAGAUUAAUAGGAGCAUUGAGAAAUAACAGCACAAGGACUUCAGCUUUUGCCAGUAUUUGCAGGAAAGUUUACUAGUUAAAUCAGCAGAAUCAUGAAUGUGUCAAAAAGGUACAUUGUGACUUAUUCAGCAUGAUGUUGCACUUACAGUGAAUGUGUUGCCUAGUAUUUCUGUUACCGAUUAGACUAAGAUACUGGAACAUGUUAUUUUUUUCUACGCUGUUUCUAUUUUCUGAUUGUAAUUAUUUUUAUUUUUGGUACACUAUUAUGGGGACAGCCAUUUUUCCUGAGGUGUUUUUAACAGCAUUUAGAGAUUUGGUUUACAACAAGCCCAUGGACAAUUAACAUAUCCAUACCCUAUUCUUUGUAUGGGGCAGGUUUGUAAGCAUACCUUGUUCAUGCAUAGGUCAUUCUACAAGGGAGGAGAGGCUGAGCUCCUAUUGUCUUCUCUAUAUAUUAGUGUCAUAUUUCACUGUAAUGCUGUACAGAUCACUUUGCAGCAGCUUCCUUCUGAUCACAGACAAGACAGAACAGGAAAUCUCAGCUUAGUCACUUUCUUAUGACAUAUUCGCCUUUGUUACACAACAUUGAGGUCACUUUCUCAUGACACAUUCCCUUAUGUUACACAGCAUUUGUAGCCAAUGCAAACCAGGAGUUCAGAGAAGAGAUCUCUUAUGCUUUUAUAUUUCCUUUCAGUUAAGGCCAGAGGAACACCUGUACAGAAGAUUCCUUACAUGUAUAACUAAAUAUGGCUUCCAAAUUAAACAAGCGCUUUCCAUUAUCUGCUAAAAGUUUGGUGCAAUUUAGACUGUCUUAAAGUCAAACUAAAAUAUCUACAGUUGUAGAUUUGACUUUCCUGGUAAUAAAUCUGUAUUGUAUUUUGAGACCACACUCACUCUAUGGAAUCCGUGCACGUCUCAAAUUUGCCCUUUUGUCCUUUUCAAAUUUGCACUGAAAAGUUGUAUCAGUAGUCAUGACUUGUGACUCUCUUGGGGUAGUUUACUCUAAAUCUUGGCAUAAGCUGCAUAGCAAAUGUCUGAGGGUGUUAGUUUGCCACUUAGAAGAGGGUUGUUGUUUUUUUAAUCACUAUUUUAACAUAACCAUAAAAACAUUAUAAAAAUUACAUAUCAAACCAGUAUUCAAGUAGAAGGUUUUCAUAAGGUGAUAUAGAAAACUUGUUGAUCCAAAGGUGACAAUAUGUAUGCUUGAUGCACAGUGGACUGACUUUUUAUUUAACCACAUGUUUAAACAUUGGGGGCUAAAUACGUCAUUUUUACUAAUUACUACUAAGCACUUAAUUAGAGACGAGCAAAGUUAGUGAUUCGAUUUGUCACGAACUUCUCGGCUCGGCGGUCGCUGACUUUAGCCUACAUGAAUUAGUUCAGCUUUCAGGUGCUCCGGUGGGCUGGAAAAGGUGGAUACAGUCCUAGGAGAGAGCUGAGAGGUUCGUGACGAAUCAAAUCACUGUAACUUCGCUCAUCUCUACACUUAAUUAAUAUUCCCCUUUUCUCCAGGUGGAACUAAACCUGGAUUUACUAUGAUGCUUUACAGUAGAAGGCCUCACCUUUAGAUAUUUAUUAUAACCCAGUCUAAUUCUGAACUAUUCUGUAUUGUCUUAUAUUGGUAACACCAUCCCAUAAGCCAUUAUCAUCUAUUGCCAUCAAGCAAUGCCUACAAUGAGAUUUGUUUUUGUUAGAUACAUGUUCGCUAGUAAAGGAAUGUAAUGUCCUGAGUGGAUAAAGAGCACUUAUUAGUAUAGUAGUCAAGGUGUUGUGACAUAAAACAAGUACCAUUAUUACUAUUGUGUUACCAUUAUUGCACGCUAUUCACUAUUUAAAGAGACAGCAGAAUGUAUACUUUACAUCAAGGGACUAGUUAUUAUUUGGUGCUUAUGAAGCCUAUUUGGGGGACUAUUUUCAGCUGUCUUAUCUACCUUGACAGAUUGACAUUUCCUUGUAAAUGACUCUCAAAGUAUGUAAUGUUACAGUAUUAUGUUGUGAAUUUGAGGCACAAAUUAGUUCAAGCUUCUUGUAUAUUUACACAGUAAAGGAAAUAUUGCCACAUAAAUUAAACUGUGACAAAUGUUGAAUAGGUGUAAAAAAGAGGGUAAAAAUGAUAUUCUUCGCUGCACCCCAAUAUUGGCAGAGCAGUUUUAUAUAGGACUGCAAAGAGCUUUCCUAUGUUAUUAGUUAAAAAAGAAAAAAAAACUCUGCAUUAUCCUUCCUUUGGGAUAUGUGCACAUACAAUUUUUUGGUCUAUAUCAGUGUUUCUCAAGUGCUGUCCUCAAGACCCACCAACAGGUCAUGUUUUCAGGAUUUCCUUAGUCUUUCACAAGUGAUAUAAUUUUUGUCGGUGAAUCAGGCAUCACCACAGGUAAAUAACCUAUGAAAGACUAAGGAAAUCUUGGAAACAUGACCUGUUGGGGGGUCUUGAGGACAGCGCUUGAGAAAUACUGGUCUAUAGUUUGAGGCUGAAUCUUUUUUUGCUUUUGGACUGUUUUUUAGCUCCAACAAAAGCAGCUUUAUAACAACAUACACAUGUACAUAUUUUGGCAUGCAAACGGUUAUAACAAUUAUAUGACAUUGUGGACAUGUUUUGAGAAUAAAUAUGCACAUUUUUGAGUGUGCACAUAGCCUCAGGCUCUAUUGAGUAGGCACAUGGCUAGACAUGUUUGUGUCUUCGAUUUGAGGAAUAUGUUGAGAUUUCCUAAAAUAUACUUCUGAAUAGGCAUAAAGCAUUUAUCAUCAAUAGGCUCAAGUUACAAAAAAAAAAUAUUUCACAUAGUAUAGGUUUUUUGUGUUUUGUUUUUAAGAUGUGUCUGCAUAGAAUAUUGUGAUCUACUAUUCUAUUGUGUACAGCAAAAUGCAUUAAUAUGUUUGACUUAGGGUAUGUUCACACAGAGGACUCUCCGCUCAUGAAAUUCUGAUCAGGAAUUCCGCUUAGAGAUCCAUCUGUAGCCGCCACCUAAAUCCGGUAGCAUUGAAUGAACCGACGCUGUCACUAUUGAUGGGAAUGCAGUGCACAAGUUAUUCUGCCGAAAGAAGUAACAGGUUAAUUCUUUUAGUGGGAGAUUCUCCAGUGCUGAAAUUCCAUAGUGUGAACGGGUCCGCCAAAGGCCCUUUCUCACCAAUGUUAUGGUUUACACAGCGGAAUUCCUGAGCCCAAUUCAGCGCGUAGAAAUUCCACAGUGUGAACAUACCCUUAUACAGUAUGCCAGUAGUUUUCCUGGCACAUACAGCAAACAUAGGGCUUUCAUAUGUAAACCAAUCCUAAGAUCUCCUGCAGUGUUUCUUCAUUACAUAAAAGAAAGAUACAACUAGGAUUGAUCGACUAUUAUAAUAGCAUCUCAUAACCAAAUUAGCUAAACUUACAAAAAAAACUAAACAAAAUAACAACAUUGUAAUAAUACUAAAAUAAUGGAUCUAUGCCUUUGUCUAUGUUAAAUUUUUUUGCUGUGGUAAACAGAAUAAUGCUUGGGUGUUACACACUUUUUGGCAGACACUUAUCUGUAGGCUGCGUACCUUUCAGAUCCUACAAAAAAAUAAUAAUUUAUAAUAAUAAUAUUUUACUCAGUACCUAAUCCUGACCAUGUACAUCUAAUUUUAAUGCCGCUAUCUAUAUUUAGAAAUAUAAAUAAAUAUAUAAUAUUUAUUUAUAACAAUAUCUCUUUCAUUAGCUCACAGUGUUAGAAAUCCUCUCAGGGGAAGGGGGCAUGUCCCUUCCUUGUGGUGGUGGGAGGUGAUUGGUGCACCUGCUCAUGCAGCCUUGUCCAUGAGUCAUCUCUUGUCCAUGACACAUGGACAAGCCUGAUGCUGCUGCAGGAUUGGUUAGUGUCCCAGUAGGUAUUGGGACCCCUAGUGGUUGGAUUUUCAGUAGCAGUUUUCUUUAUUAAAUAUUCAAAAAGUCUUUAAUUUUCAUCAGUAACAAUAUAAUUAUAUUUAUUUUUUGAUCGGACAGUGCCCAUUUAAAGUCCCUUUCACACGACUCAAUUACUCCGUUUUCAAAGUUCCUCCAGAAAUUCGACAGUAAACAGCAGUUACAAAAUCCUAUACGGCUGUUAGAAAAUCCCAUUAUAAUCUAUGGGAUUUUUCUAAUAGCUGUUUUAACCCGUUAUAGCCCGUUAUUAAUAACGGCCGUUAUCUUUGACGUUUGUGACGGAAGAUAGUAAUGGGAGAAAUAGUUAAUGAACUAAUGGGUUAAAAUGGCUAUUAGAAAAAUCCCAUAGACUAUAAUGGGAUUGUUUAACGGCCAUAUAGGACUUUGUAACUGCCGUUUUACUGCCGAUUUUCUAACGGAACUUCCAAAACUGAGUAAUUAUGUAGUGUGAAAGGGGCCUUAGGCCACAGGAAAGAAGGACUUUACUGCAUCUGCUUCAGAUGUUGACUAGUUGCCCAAAGCAACCAGAUAGUUUAGUUUAUUUUAUUUUUUUUGUCCUUUAGAGGCCUUUUUAAAAAUGAAAGAAGCAAUCUGAUUGGUUGCUAUGGGCAACUGGUCAUCUUUUCCUCUGCACAGAUUUUUAUAACUUUCCCCUAGUGUGCUGAGUAAACAAACAUUAACCAACAUUGUGGCCCUAGUCAUAUCCUCACAGAAGGCACUGUAAGUAGUCCUAUCACGUUUGGAUACACUUAGCUAAGCCUCUGAGAUUUCUCUUCAAGUCCCUGUGCUAAGAGCUAAUUCUCAGAUGUAACAUUUUUAAAAAAUAUUUUAUCACACAACGCAGUACAUGUACAUGUUUUUAAUACCUAGAGGACCCAGGACAUACCAGGAGCUGCACUCGUUUGAUAGACUGCGGGUCCAGGCGGUUAUCAGUGAUCAUACUGAUGCCUGCCAUUAACCUUUUAUAUGCCGUGAUCAAUACUGAUCAAGGCAUCCUAAGUAUAAGGGACUCUGCAGACCACCCAUGGCAUGAUCACAGGGUGGUCAGAGCUCCACUUAACAGCCCCACAGUGGGCUCCUGGAUCUUCUCCUCUAGUCUGCUUUCUGGUAGACCAGAGAAGUAGACUGCAGAUAACUGAUCAGUGGUAUGCCAAUGCAUGGCACUGAACACUAUAAGCAAUUAAAGAUUGCAAUUAAUAGUCCUAAAAAAAGUGAUCAAAAAGGAACAUAUACGCAAAUAUGGUUCUAAUAAAAAGCAGUACAAUAAUAAAAAGUAUGAAACCAUGGGGGAGAUUUAUCAAAACCUAUGCGAAGAAAAAGUUGCUUAGUUGCCCCCCCC
This is a messenger RNA of Hyla sarda, 6977 nucleotides long. It is a transcript of the gene UST, whose product is annotated as uronyl 2-sulfotransferase. NCBI's taxonomy places the organism in Eukaryota, Metazoa, Chordata, Amphibia, Anura, Hylidae. Gene Ontology annotation, cellular component: membrane. The record is from RefSeq and is a predicted model, not a curated record. The transcript has 8 exons. Gene Ontology annotation, molecular function: sulfotransferase activity. The coding region runs from base 374 to 1576 and encodes 400 amino acids.